ACUCCGACUAAUCGCACAAAUAACACUCGAUGCCCCAAGAUGAAUGUCGGACGCAAAACCGAGCAAAGACUGUUGCUAUCUUACUGCUCCUUCACCUGCAUUUAUUUCCCCGGCAUCUUGAUAUUAGCGAAACUCAACGACAAUUUAUACAACGUCGGCAAGUACAAGUUCUUACCUGUGCUGUUGAUCUUCGUGUUCGCUGAAGUGAUAAAACUGCUGUUUCCUAUGGUGCAAACGGAGGCACCCACCAUAGUCAAAAUCGAGCAACGGGCGUUGCCAAAGGCCAAGAAGUCCUGGGCGAAAAAUCUGAGGGAGAUCUUCAAGUUCUCUCUCGUCGCAUUCGCGUUGUCCAUAGUCUACUACAUUGCGAUCGUGCUGUUUGGCGCACCUGUGCUCACAGAUCAUGAGGAAACCACUAUGCUCGUGAUCACUUUACUGACUCUGACAUUUGUGCCCACCAGUCUACAUCUGGGUGUGGACAACGCCUUGGACGUGUUAAUGGGAGCACAUUCUCAGAAAGGCAAUAUCCUCGUGGAUGCUUUAAGGAUCAACAUACAGGCAACAAUAUUGGGUACGUGGCUGGGUGCCACUGUGAUCCCCUUGGACUGGGACCGUCCAUGGCAAGUUUGGCCAGUUCCUUGUGUCAUAGGUGCAUUGUUGGGCUACCUGAUUGCUCAUUUCAUUACCCUAGUCAGAACUCUUCCUGCCCUCAAACUGCAUAGAAAAGUUCAUCGAUAAUACAAUAGACUAUGUACAAUAACAGAACAAUAUUGCACUUGUGCAGUGAUUAUCACUAUCUAAUGGCACUUGUUUCUGAAGUAGACACUAUUGUCAUAUUAAUUGAUUGUUAUCUGAUUGCAUUUUUAUAGGUAUGCUGUAAUAUGUUAGAAAUAGUGGAAUAAUAAUUUAUUAUUGUUCAUUUCUUAUUCAUUAUGCAUUAUUCAUGUAAGCAUUUGUAAUACUUAUGACUUAGAGAGAGAGAGAGAGAUUGCGAUGAAUGUAUGAAUUAAAAUUAUAUAACUGUACUGUGUAAAUAAUAAUCACAUUUUAUGAAUUACAGUAACAUAUACAUUAUUAUAGAUUUUAAUAUGGGCAAUUUCUCCAUUCGUAUAUAUGUACAUACAUAUGUAAUAAAUUUUAUCUUAUGUAAAUGUGUAACCACAAAAGUCAUAAAUUGCAUCAAAUUGAUCAAAUUUGAUUUUAUCUUAACUAGCAUAUGAUAGUUACGAUAGAUAAGCAUAUGACAGAUGGAUCCUAAGGAUGAAAAUAAAGGAUUCUAAUUGAUUGA
This is a messenger RNA of Odontomachus brunneus, 1288 nucleotides long. It is a transcript of the gene PIG-F, whose product is annotated as glycosylphosphatidylinositol anchor biosynthesis protein 11. Gene Ontology annotation, biological process: GPI anchor biosynthetic process. The coding region runs from base 40 to 738 and encodes 232 amino acids. The transcript has a single exon. The record is from RefSeq and is a predicted model, not a curated record. Gene Ontology annotation, cellular component: endoplasmic reticulum membrane. Lineage: Eukaryota; Metazoa; Arthropoda; Insecta; Hymenoptera; Formicidae.